Molecule: messenger RNA, 4876 nt
Organism: Paramisgurnus dabryanus
Lineage: Eukaryota; Metazoa; Chordata; Actinopteri; Cypriniformes; Cobitidae
Gene: epb41b
Product: erythrocyte membrane protein band 4.1b
Biological process (GO): actomyosin structure organization; cortical actin cytoskeleton organization
Cellular component (GO): cytoskeleton; plasma membrane
Molecular function (GO): cytoskeletal protein binding
Source: RefSeq, a predicted model, not a curated record
AGGCGGGACAGUUUACCAUUUCAUUUUCAGACCUAUGUACAGACGUAGUAAUAAGCUCAUGUAAAACAAUUCUGAAGUCCAGACUAAAGAGAAUUGUUAACCUUUGCAUGAUGAAGAUUUGCUGAUUCUCUGAUUGGCCAAGGUUGGCCAAACUUCUUCACCAGGGGUUAAACAGAAGAGAAGAUUUUGACAGUCAUGUUGCUGUGUCGAGUGAAUUUCUUGGACGACACCCACUUUAUGUGGGAGCUGGAGAGGAAUGCAGUGGGGCAGGAUCUUCUUAAUAAUGUUUGUGAACACCUUAACUUAUUGGAGAGGGAUUACUUUGGUCUGGCCAUGUUGGAUUCUUCAAAUACCAGGAUGUGGCUGGACUGUGCUAAAGAGAUUCGGAAACAGAUUAAAGGUCCAGAAUUAGAGUUCUUCUUCAAUAUCAAGUUUUACCCACCUGAUCCUUCAGUUCUGGCUGAGGACAUUACUAGAUAUCUUCUGUGUCUUCAGCUAAGGAAAGAUAUUGUGAUUGGUCGAUUGCCCUGUCCGUCAGACAUGUUGGCUGUGUUGGGUUCAUACACAAUUCAGUCAACACUUGGAGAUUAUGACCCAAGGGUACACACAAACAACUAUGUCAGCAAAAUUCUUCUCGCACCCAACCAAAAUGAAGAGCUAGAGAAGAUUGUCAUGGAGCAGCAUUCAACACAUAGAUCUAUGAGCCCUGCACAGGCAGAUAUGCUUUUCCUCGAAUAUGCCAAGACACUGCCCAUGUACGGGGUGGAUCUGCAUCCUGCCAAAGAUGUUAGCGGUGCAGAUGUGAUGCUGGGUGUGUGUUCCGAAGGACUGUUGGUGUAUGAGGAUGAGGUCAAAACAAACAGUUUCUCCUGGCCCAACGUUCUUAAAAUCUCCCACAAACGCAACAAGUUUCUUCUGAAGAUACGUCCUUCUGAGGAUGAGUUAGAUGGAGAUGUCAGCUUUACUCUGCCCAGCUACAAAGCCUGCAAACAACUCUGGAAAUGCUCUGUGGAGAGCCAUGCUUUCUUCAGAAACAGACUUCAAGACACCAAAGCAAAAAAGUUUCUGACCCUGGGAUCAAGGUUUCGUUACCAUGGACGCACUCAGUCUGAGUGUCUGGAGGCCAGCGUUAACAUUAAUCGCGAUCCUCCACAAUUUACACGCAUUGCCACCAAAAGAAAAGAAAAUGAUGAAAUCCUUGAAGUUCUAAAGCAACCGGUUCGAACAGAGAUAGAUGACUGGUUCUUGGUACAAGAUUCAGACAAAUGGGACAUUGCUGCUGCAUCAGAUGAUGUAAUGCUGGAAAGCAAAGAGGUCUGGGAAUCAAAGCAGCGUGCUGAUGAUUGGUUUGUCCUUCUCGAGAACAGCCAAAUUUCAUCAUCAGGUCUCCAAAAGCCCCCUCAGACUGAAGAAGAAAGAAAGGUGGAGAUUGUGGAAGAGAAUGAAUCCCAGGAGAGGUAUGAAGAUGAGCUGGUGAUAAAACGUUCAUAUAAAGUUCACAUGGAACAAAAGGGUCCUCUGGAGUUAAAGGUGAUGGAGGGACUGGCAAGGGACAUCCUGGAAAAAGAACAUCCAGAAUUAAUGGGGCCUAUGAAUGAAUCACUAAUAGAAGAAAUAUUGCAAGUUAAUGGAGAAAGAAUACAGAAAGUAGUAAUCACCAAACAAUGGGUACAGGAGGGCAGCACUUUUGUGGAACCACAUGAAGAUACAGAGAUUAAAACAGAGAGGGUGGAGACCGUGAGAAGACAUGUAGUGAUAACUGAAGGAGGGGAAAUGCUCCGUAUGGAUUCUGAGAAACCAUCAGAGAGAUUGGAAAUGAUGGAACUGAGACUAAAUGAGGUGGAGGACAUUAAACAGAAACUACAAGAAGUUGAAGAGCUGAGGGUUGGAUUACAAGAACUAGAAAGUUUGGAACAAAGACUGCGGCAAGCCGAGAGGGAGGGGCUUCAACAGGAUGAAACGGCUGAUUGGAACGUUCUGCUAGAUCGCAGUACAUUGAUGCCCACUGCUCCAUUCACAGCUGAUGAAGAAUUGGAACAGAUGGACAUCCCCAAACCAAUGGGGAGAAAUGACGAUUGGUACAUUCUUUUGGAGAUGACCCCACGCACCAUAUCAGUUCCUCCAACAGAUAUGAUAAGCUCCAUCCCUGGAGAGGACCAGGCUAAAGAAGAAAGCAAGACAACAGAAAGAAAAAUUCAGCUGCUGCUACCAGAGACGCAUGGGGAUGAGGCAACAGUUGAGUUUUAUGAGGAGACAAGAGAGGAGGUGACACAGAGCAGAGUGAAAAUUGAGGAGGAGGAAGAAGAAGAAGAGGAAGAAGAACAGGUGAAGGUGGAUUAUAGGAGCCCACAGCCAGUUUUUCUUAAGCAGCCUCAAAGAGACCUGGAAGAUGAUUGGUUCAUCCUUUUAGAUGUUUCUUCUAAAACAUCAGUGCCUGUGGCUUAUCCACUCCUGCGAAGCACAACUGUUGACGUGUAUGAGGAGAGAAGAGAGGAGGUGGAAAGAGAGAAGCAUGAACAACAGGAGGAGGUGACAGUGGAGGUCAGGAAGCAACAGCCAGUCAUACUGGAGCAGAGAGUAGCUCAACCCCAGAGAGAUUUUGAAGAUGACUGGUUUGUCAUUUUUGACGUUCCCCCUAAAGGAUCAGUGCCUUUGGCCUAUCCACACCUACGAAGCACAACUGUCGAGGUGUAUGAGGAGAGACGAGAAGAGCCUCAGAGCACAGCGAAGGUUGAGUACAAACAACAGGAUCAGCAGGAAGUUUGGAUGCUUGAGCAGAGGGCAGCAAAACCUCAGAGAGACGUAGAAGAUGAUUGGUCCAUUGCUUUUGAUGUUUCUCAUAAAGAAACGGUGCCUUUGGCUUAUCCACCUCUCCAAGAGGCAACUGUUGGAAAGUUUGAGGAAAGCAAAGAGGAGGUGCUUCAGAGGAGCGCGAGAAGAGAGGAGGAGAGGAUUGAGAUGAUGACAGUGAGCACUAAACAAACAAUGAUAACAGAGAAGACGAUGAGGGUCAUACAGACACCACAGGUGUUUCCAGUGGUGCCCAGAGAGAUUGAUGAUGACUGGUUUCAACUAUUUGACCAAGUGCCUUACGAACAGAAGAGAUUUUUACCAGAUUUCGAAGAAAAGAAAGCCAUGGAAAAAAUGGUUAAAGAGGAGCGACAGAAGAAACCACAGCAGGUGCAGGUGACUGUAGAAGACAGUAGACCAGAUUCAGUUAUCCUGGAACACAGACUGGCACAAGCUACAAGAGACGUGGAAGAAGACUGGUCCGUUAUUUUAGGUGAUUCAGGAGAGGAGAUGACCAGGAAGACGAUGAGGGUCAUACAAACCCCACAGGAGUUUCCAGUGGUCCCCAGAGAGAUUGAUGAUGACUGGUUUCAGAUGUUUGACCAAGUGCCUUACGAACAAAGAAGUUUCCCUUCAGAUGUUAAAAGCAGAGACACUUGGGUUCGUGAACCCACCAAAGACCAGAGAGUUAAGAGGAAAGCCGAGAGGGUCACGGAGGAGCGGCUGAGAGGAAAAAGCGUGACGACAGAAGAAAGGAGAGUGAUCUUUGAAGAACGCAGGGAGAGAGUCCACAUCAUACCGCAGGUGUUUCCUGUUGGGGUACGAGAGGUGGAUGAUGAUUGGUCUGAGCUCCUCGAUCCAACACCAUUUGAGAAGAGAGCUGUUCCUUUAGUUUCAGUGGGCACUGCAGAACAGAGGAUGAAAGCACGGGAGGACAUAAGAGUGAGACAGCAGGAGAAGAGAGUGAGAGACGAUGUGGAGAUCAGAAUGAGACAAGAGAUGCGUAAACGGGAGCUGGAAGUCAGAAGAUCUCAACCAGCUGUUAUUGUGCAAUCAGUAGCACAGCCACAGAGAGAAGUGGAAGAUGAUUGGUUCCUUCUUUUUGAUGUUUCACCAAAACAAUCAAUUGCGGCAGAUGUCGUUAAAGUGGACAAGAGAGCUGAGGAAGUAAGGAGAAGGGAAGUAGAGAGGAGAAUGGAAGAAGAAAGGAGAAGAAGGGAGGAAGCGAGGAAGAUGCAGAUAAAAGUGGAUGACAGGCAAAAAAGAGCAGUUAUACCAGAAACAAGACCAGUCAGGGUGCGGAGAGAAGAGGAGGAUGACUGGUUUACUCUUAUGGGUGUUUCCCCCAAAGAUUCAGUUGUUUCUCCAGUGGCUUUGCCCAAACCGCGCGCACAAAUCCUGGUUGACCAACCAUUCACCUCCACUCCAACUGCACAACCGGUGUCUGUAUCAAAAACAAUCUAUCAGGACCGGACAAAAGACACACUGGACAUCACACUGGAGUCUGAGCAGGCUGAAGAAUCUGUGUCUAUUAGAAAGUCACAGAGAUGGACGAAGAGAAUUGAAGGAGAGAGCAUAUAUGUUCGCCACAGCAUUUUAAUGCUGGAGGACUUUGAUGUGACCCAGGAGGUGAUACUAAGGCACCAUGAGAGCGUCAGAGAACUUAAGCGUAUCUUCAUGGAGGGCGCGCCAGAUUUUGGACCCACUGAGUGGGAUCGACGUCUAUCCUCAUACUUGCCCAUGCCCAAAGCCCAGCUCCCGCAUGCCAACGGCGAGAUACUCAUCAGUAUGGGCUUAAUUGAUGAUGGGAAAACAGUCUUGUAAUGAAGCUCCGCCCACAUGAAGCAAUAGCAUCUUGAAAUUCAAACUGCUUGACACUGCUUGAACAUUUGAUUUAUAUAUAUAAUAAUAUAUUUCUUUGCAAAUGUAAUUUAAUGAACUUAGGACAUUUAGGGGCAGUUUCCUGGACAGUUUUUAGAUUCAUCCAGGACUAGGCCUUAGUUAUAUUAGGACAUAUAAAGAGACACUCCACUUUUUUGAAAAUAUGCUCAUUUUCCAGCUCCCCUAGAGUUGAACAUUUGAUUCU